AUGUAUUAUAGCUGGCUGUACAAUAAUUAUGUGAAUUAUCUUAAUAGUGAUAAAGACAAAGCUACUAUGUUGACAAAUAAACUGAAUCAUAAAGACUUGGAACAUGUCUUGCAAGCACAUCAUGAAUCAUUCAAACCUUAUAGAGAUGAGACAAUACAAUUUUGGAAUGAACGAACAAAGCUCGUAUCAGGAAAAGCUGCAAAAUCAGAUUUCUCAGCUUUUGAUCAACCUACAUUAUUACAAAUUGAUCAAAUAAUGGCUGAUAAGACUAAGUUAAUUGAACGUACUCAAAUCAAACGAUCCAAAUAUUGCAUUGUUGGUAAUCCAGAAUCAAUAAACACCGAUGUCGAUCAGGAAAUAUUUGAUGAUGAUGAUUUCUAUCACAAAUUACUUAGGGACUAUAUUGAAAAUAAAACUGCUGAUAUCAUAGAUUCAUCUCAACUAGAAAAACAAUGGUUACAAUUACAAAAGCUGAGGAGUAAAAUGAAGCGUAAAGUUGAUACCAGAUCAACUAAAGGAAGGAAGCUCAGAUACACUGUUCAUACAAAAUUGAUGAAUUUCAUGGCGCCAAAUGACCAAUCCUCGUGGUCUGAUGAAGCUAAACAGGAUUUAUACAAUUCUUUAUUUGGUAAAAAAAAUACUGGUUGACACUUGAUGCAAUAAAUUAAACGUAUUCUCACAUUA
This is a messenger RNA of Acyrthosiphon pisum (pea aphid), 684 nucleotides long. RefSeq names its product protein AATF-like. The record is from RefSeq and is a predicted model, not a curated record. Gene Ontology annotation, biological process: regulation of transcription by RNA polymerase II. Gene Ontology annotation, cellular component: nucleus; nucleolus. Lineage: Eukaryota; Metazoa; Arthropoda; Insecta; Hemiptera; Aphididae. The coding region runs from base 1 to 648 and encodes 215 amino acids. The transcript is spliced from 3 exons.